Messenger RNA from Chara braunii, 739 nucleotides. Lineage: Eukaryota; Viridiplantae; Streptophyta; Charophyceae; Charales; Characeae. The record is from the annotation of a GenBank genome assembly.
GCUAGAGACCAUAGUUGACAGGGUCCUACCCUGAUCCUGUCGUCCUUAGAGAGUCAGUUAGACAGUCAGUGGGUAGGUCUAAGUGGUGAGGAGUGGGACAAUCAUUGUCGCACCAACACCAUGGAUGACUACCAUAUGUACGGCUUGCUCGUGGGGUUCUCCUUGUGGGGGACCCUCUGGCGUCUCCUCUUUCCAUUAGGCUUUUGGAAUGCCUUCACGUGUAGAGUUGACACGAGGGGUGGUGCUAGUACUACUCCCUACACGAAGGACCAGGAGGAAGAGGCCGCCAGGAUUCUGGCCAAGCAGAAGGCCAGGAAAGAGAAGAGAGAAGUGGCGAAGCAGGUCAAGAAGUUGGCCUUGUUGGAGGAGCAAGCCGCGAAGAAAAAGAAGUUGGAAGAAGAGCUCGAAAUGUUGAAGGAGGAGGAAGAAAGGUUGAAAGCAGUAGAGGCAGAAGAAGAAGAAGAAGAGAAAAAGGCAGAAGAGGAAGUUCCCCUGUUCAGAAAGAGUUUCAGGGACAGAGGGGAAUCCAGUGGGACGAAGAAGGAGGGGGACCCGUGGUUGGAAAAGGUGUCUGAGUGGGUCGCCAAUCUAUCCUUGGGAGAAGAGGAGAAGGCGAUGUUGUAUGUCCCAGGGAAGAACAAGAGGCGAUUAUAAGGGAGUUGGAAGCCGAAGAAGAUCCGCUCAAGCGUCAGACGAUAGAAGAGGAAAUGUGACGGGGUUGAGGCAGAGCAGCCAGGUC